UCAAUGCUUGUUUUACGAAAACGCCGUAGGCUCGGGUUCGGGAUACUGACAUGCAGAGGACAUUCGGGUGUGAGAAAUGUGACAUCGUCCCUAGGCCCUGGGGUGUUUGGGUGUGGUAUAAAGAAAUAAAACAUGUUUCUGAGGCAUUCCUUCUGUCAACUGUGCAGACGAGAUUUUGUUCAUCCUCUCCCAUCGUUCGAAAAUUUGGGUAAAAGAACAAUCUCUAUAGAUUUUCAAGGAAGACCUCAGUUUCGGGGAAAGACAGAUAGUGAGAGAGCUAAGUGGCUUAAGGACAACAUUCCAAGAGCACUCAGGAAAAUAGACAGGUCAAUCAAAGAAACGCUUUCCUGUAAAAAUAAACUCGUAGUGCUUCAUGGUGAAUAUGAUUACUUCUGGAAAUUUGACAGUGAGGAUAAGUUGAAUGACUGGAUUGUGACAACAGACUCCGAUAACAAGCAGGGGUUCAGUCGAGCAUAUCUGGCUCUCAGUAGAAAUAAGAGGGCCCUGUUUUACGGAAACUUGAACACAGAAGUGCCAAAAGAUGGAGAGCAAACCAGGGCAGGUUACUGUCAACUCAGAAGUCCUGUUUGUCAGACAAUGCGUAUGAACUACGACUGGUCCGACUUUACCCACCUUGUGAUACGUAUGAGGGGAGAUGGACGUGCGUAUGGUCUGGGCUUACAGACGAAUUAUAAGAGGACGGGCGUGGUGGACUUUACGAUGGGACUGACCGCUAAUGACCAGUACCACUAUCCCAUGUUUACCCGAGGAGGUCCAUACUGGCAAAUUGUUAAGAUUCCAUUCAGCAAGUUUUACUUAAGCCACAAGGGUACAGUACAAGAUAAGCAAUCCCCUAUGGAUCUGAAUGAAGUGGGAUUCUUCUGUAUAAAUCUGAUGGACAAUGUUGAUGGCCCGUUCCACCUCGAGAUUGAUUACAUUGCUCUCCUCCGAGACGAGAAUCACGAGGAGAAUCACGCGUAUGAACUUUACCAAGUGGAGGACUACGUCACUAACGUCUACUGAAAAACAAAAAUGUCGUUAAUCGUUUCUGGUGUGUGUGAUUACCACAAAUUUUUCACUCCAUUUUGUUUUUAUGGUAGAACAGGUACAUGUAUUUAUUGAUGUGAUAUGCUGUGUAAGCCAUGGCAUUACUAUAUAAUGGCCUGCAUGACAUUUGUUAAAGAUGAAUUGUAUUUGAAAGAAUUUUAAUGAAAAUCAUGAUA
Molecule: messenger RNA, 1223 nt
Organism: Saccostrea cuccullata (small rock oyster)
Lineage: Eukaryota; Metazoa; Mollusca; Bivalvia; Ostreida; Ostreidae
Product: complex I intermediate-associated protein 30, mitochondrial-like
Exons: 4
Coding region: 133-1023 (296 amino acids)
Biological process (GO): mitochondrial respiratory chain complex I assembly; mitochondrial electron transport, NADH to ubiquinone
Cellular component (GO): mitochondrion
Source: RefSeq, a predicted model, not a curated record